Dama dama (fallow deer) is the source of this 1380-nucleotide messenger RNA. RefSeq names its product keratin 36 (gene KRT36). The coding region runs from base 1 to 1380 and encodes 459 amino acids. NCBI's taxonomy places the organism in Eukaryota, Metazoa, Chordata, Mammalia, Artiodactyla, Cervidae. Gene Ontology annotation, molecular function: structural molecule activity. The record is from RefSeq and is a predicted model, not a curated record. The transcript has 7 exons.
AUGGCCUCCCAGCUCUGCUCCCCAAUCUUCUCCUCUGGGUCCCUCAGGGGCCACUGCGGCACAACCAGCGGCAUCUCUCGGGUGUCCUGUGUCCGCUCCGUGGGCUCCUGCAGGGUGCCCAGCCUUGCUGGUGUUUCGGGGUCAGCCUCCUCCGUCAGGCUGGGCCUCUCCAGCCUUGGGAGCUGCUUGCCUGGUUCCUUCCUGUCCUCUGGGUUCCAUUCCUCUGGCUUUGCCGGGACUGGGGGCUGGUUCUGCGAGGGUGCCUUCAACGGCAAUGAGAAGGAGACCAUGCAGUUCCUGAACGAUCGCCUGGCUAACUACCUGGAGAAGGUGCGGCAGCUGGAGCGGGAGAACGCAGAGCUGGAGAGCCGCAUCCGGGAGUGGUACGAGUCUCAGAUCCCGUACAUCUGCCCCGACUACCAGUCCUACUUCAAGACCAUUGAAGAGCUCCAGCAGAAGAUCCUGCUGACCAAGGCUGACAACGCCAGGCUGGUCCUGCAAAUUGACAAUGCCAAGCUGGCUGCUGACGACUUCCGGACCAAGUACGAGACGGAGCUGGGCAUGCGGCAGCUAGUGGAGGCCGACACCAACGGCCUGCGCCGGAUCCUGGACGAGCUGACCCUGUGCAAGGCUGACCUGGAGAUGCAGGUGGAGUCUCUGAAGGAGGAGCUGAUAUGUCUCAAGAAGAACCACGAGGAGGAAGUCAAUACACUCCGAUGCCAGCUUGGGGACCGGCUGAAUGUGGAGGUGGAUGCUGCUCCCCCGGUGGACCUCAACAAGAUCCUGGAUGAGAUGAGAUGCCAGUAUGAGACCCUAGUGGAGAAUAACCGCAGAGAUGUGGAGACCUGGUUCAACACCCAGACCGAGGAGUUGAACCAGCAGGUGGUGUCCAGUUCGGAGCAGCUGCAGUGCUGCCAGACAGAGAUCAUCGAGCUGAGACGCAACGUCAACGCCCUGGAGAUCGAGCUGCAGGCUCAGCACAGCAUGCGGAAUUCCCUAGAAUCCACCCUGGCAGAGACUGAGGGCCGCUACAGCUCCCAGCUGGCCCAGAUGCAGGGCCUGAUCGGCAAUGUGGAGGCUCAGCUGGCCGAGAUCCGCUGCGACCUGGAACGGCAGAACCAGGAGUACCAGGUGUUGCUGGAUGUCAAGGCUCGGCUGGAGUCCGAGAUCGCCACCUACCGCCGCCUGCUCGAGGGAGAAGACUGCAAGCUACCUGCCCAUCCUUGUGCCACGGAAUGCAAGCCUGCUGCUAGAGUUCCUUAUGUCUCGAGCGGGCCCUGUGCCCCGGGCCCCCAGCUCAGCACCCAGAUCCGCACCAUCACAGAGGAGUUCAGAGAUGGGAAGAUCAUUUCUUCCAGGGAGCAUGUGCAGCCGCUGUAA